Molecule: messenger RNA, 1766 nt
Organism: Amaranthus tricolor (Joseph's coat)
Lineage: Eukaryota; Viridiplantae; Streptophyta; Magnoliopsida; Caryophyllales; Amaranthaceae
Exons: 6
Coding region: 416-1573 (385 amino acids)
Molecular function (GO): protein binding
Source: RefSeq, a predicted model, not a curated record
AUAUACUACAUUUCUCCUUAUAUUCUCCCUACCUUUUUAACAUAUAUAUUAUUUUCUUUGUUUUUGCAUUUUUUAUUUUUGAUCUUUAUUGGGUUUUUUCAUUGUUAACAUGAAUCAAACUAUAACAAUGGCUAUAAUCAAUAAAUCUCUAAAACGUUGAGUAUAAUUUAUAAUUGAUUGUGUAUGAAAUGACAUACUCUUGUUUGAUUAGAAUAGAAAAUUCUCUUACUACUCCUAAAUCCGAGAUAAGUCUAGAAUUAUCUAGAACAGAAAACUCUCAAGACUCCUACACGAAGGUACAAAAAGCAGAACUCCCCGAAAUAAAUCGAAGCGACAAGACGGUACAAAAACCAGAAUUGUGACAGACAAGUUGAUUAGCUCUAGGGUUUGUCGAAGAAAUCAAUCUUACAAUCCAAUGAAUCCAGAAAAUCCCAACUGGGAAGGACUGCUCAAAUGGAGUCUCUCUCAUUCCGAUGGCACUAAACCCCAACGUCAGCUCAGCGAGGAUGAACGAAAAUGGUUCAUGGAAGCGAUGCAAUCACAGACUAUUGAUGUUGUGAAGCGAAUGAAAGAGAUUACUCAAGUUAUGCAGACUCCUGAGGAUGUUUUAGAUUCUCAAGGAGUUACUCCGGCUGACAUUGAAGAUAUGCUGGAUGAGUUACAGGAACAUGUGGAGUCUAUUGAUAUGGCUAAUGAUUUGCAUUCGAUUGGGGGACUGAGCCCUCUGGUUGGUUAUCUGAGGAAUCAACAUGCCAAUAUACGAGCAAAGGCCGCAGAUGUUGUGACAACCAUUGUUCAAAAUAAUCCUAGAAGUCAACAACUAGUAAUGGAAGUGAAUGGUUUUGAACCACUUCUUACAAAUUUUGCUUCAGACCCUGAUAUGAAAGUACGUACUCAAGCGCUUGGUGCCAUAUCAUCUUUAAUCCGUCAUAACAAGCCUGGUAUUGCAGCAUUUCGCCUUGCAAAUGGUUAUGCUGCACUGAGGGAUGCUCUAAGUUCAGAAAACGUCAGAUUUCAGAGGAAAGCGUUGAAUUUGCUGCAUUACCUUCUGCGAGAAAACCAAUCGGAUUGUGUUGUAGUAGACGAACUCGGAUUUCCAUGCAUCAUGAGGCACCUUGCCUCAAGUGAGGAUGCAUCUGUUCGAGAAGCUGCUCUACAGGGUCUACUGGAACUUGCACGUGCUAAACCUGAUGGGACCACUGGUCAUGUAACGGAUGAGGAUAAUAAAAUGAAGCAACUUCUUGAAGAACGCAUUGGUAAUAUCAGCUCAUUGUCACAGGAAGAGCUUGGGGCAGCUAGGGAAGAGAGGCAACUUGUUGACUCACUUUGGAAUGCUUACUACAAUGAGGCAUCUCCCUUAAGAGAGAAAGGUCUUCUCGUUCUUCCUGGUGAAGAGCAAGAUUUACCUCCACCAGAUGUCGCCAGCAAACACUUUGAGCCUCCUCUUAGAGCUUGGGCUGCCAAACGAGAACCCGAUACCUCUUCUGAGCCUUUGCUUCUAGGUCCUAGUGUUCCGAGUAGUGCUAAUGAAAGUGCGGAGGGUGAUUUCAGGCCGAGAGAUGCUUCUUCAUAGGUGAAACUUUUGCUUGAUUUAGUAGUCAUCAAAUAUAUUGUUUUUGGAUUUAUGUUUAUUGUGAAGUUGACGUUUUUGGAAGUAUAGUGAUCGUGUUUAUAGCAACUGAAAGUUCCAUCUUUUCUUGUUUAAAUCACAGUUGCAGAUUUUAUUAUUAUUAUUAUUAUUAUUAUUAUUAUUAUUAUUAUUAUUA